Messenger RNA from Lottia gigantea (owl limpet), 723 nucleotides. RefSeq lists its product as hypothetical. Gene Ontology annotation, biological process: transcription initiation at RNA polymerase II promoter. The record is from RefSeq and is a predicted model, not a curated record. Gene Ontology annotation, cellular component: transcription factor TFIID complex. The transcript is spliced from 6 exons. The annotation marks the transcript as partial. Gene Ontology annotation, molecular function: DNA binding; RNA polymerase II general transcription initiation factor activity; protein heterodimerization activity. NCBI's taxonomy places the organism in Eukaryota, Metazoa, Mollusca, Gastropoda, Lottiidae.
GGAGAUGAUGACAUCAAUGAUGUAGCUACAAUGGGUGGAGUUAAUCUCUCAGAAGAAUCUAAAAAUAUUUUAGCAACAAAUGCCGACUUCAUUGGGACUCAAAUUAGGUCAUGUAAAGAUGAAGCAUUUCUGUUUCAUGGUCCUCUUAUGUCCAGAAUUCAUGAAAUAGCUAAACGACAUGGUUUAGAUGAAGUAUCAUUAGAUGUAGCCAAUAUGAUAUCACAUGCUACACAAGAAAGAUUACGUGACAUGUCAGAAAAACUCUCUACAAUAGCAGAACAUAGAAUAGAAAUAUAUAAAAUGGAUAAAAGAUAUGAAGUUACAAAUGAUGUGCGUACACAGUUAAAGUUUUUAGAAGAAAUUGAUAAAUUAGAGAAGAAACGUCAUGAGGAACAGGAAAGAGAAAUAUUAUUACGAGCUAUAAAGAGUCGAUCGAAGAAUGAAGAUCCAGAACAGUUAAAAUUGAAACAAAAAGCUAAAGAGCUCCAGGCAGCAGAAAUGGAAGAAGUUCGGCAGCGUGAAGCUAAUUUAACAGCAUUGGCAGCAAUUGGUCCAAGAAAGAAACGGAAACUUGAAACGCCAGAUGUUGGGCAAGCGGUAAGUCUUUCAAUGAUUAAUCGACCCAGAACGAAACGUGUGAAUCUCAGGGACAUGUUAUUUUUACUAGAACAAGAAAGAUCGACUUCAAAAUCAAAUUUAUUAUUCAAAACAUUCCUAAAAUGA